Messenger RNA from Cryptomeria japonica (Japanese cedar), 2578 nucleotides. Its product is annotated as glycosyltransferase family 92 protein Os08g0121900. The transcript is spliced from 7 exons. Gene Ontology annotation, molecular function: manganese ion binding. NCBI's taxonomy places the organism in Eukaryota, Viridiplantae, Streptophyta, Pinopsida, Cupressales, Cupressaceae. The coding region runs from base 1411 to 2262 and encodes 283 amino acids. The record is from RefSeq and is a predicted model, not a curated record.
CUUGUUCUGAAUAAGAGGUUACAGUGACAUGAUUUCCGUGGAUAUGAGCUCAGAAAUAGGGUGCAUACUUCUUAUAAUACCAAUUAUGGGUUUCUGGCUCAAAUAGGAAAUAUAUUAAGAGAGUUUCGUUCUCCCUAAAUUUAGCUCCAUUAAAACACAAACGACUUGGGUUCCAUUGUGUCAUUUUGAUUAUUGUGUUCUUCACAGUUAGUGUAAUCACCCUUCCUUCAUCAGAUAUUUCAAGAUAAGCUCUCUAUGUAAUUUAAAAAUCAUUUAUAUGGGCGUUGCAUUUCAAGGUUACUGUGUUCUUCAAGGUUUCUUGACCGCCAUUUUCCCAUAGAGGGAAAAUGGGAUUCUUGUUCUGAAAAAGAUAUGAGAUUGAAUUAUUUUGUUCUUCACAGUUGAUGCAACCAUCCUUCAUCAGAUAUCUCAAGUUACGUUAGAGGAGGUGUUGCUGGACACAAAUUUAAGGAUUCCUUUGCGCUUAGCUGGACAUAAAGAUGAUAGAGCAUGACCAACAGGAAAGUGCUUGACAGAGGCAAGUGCAACAAAACCAGGAAAUCCAAGAUGUUGUCCUCUUACCUGAUGAGGUGUUACUGUUGGUGCUACUGUCUUCUCAAAGAUUCAGAUGCAAAGACAAAGAAUCUCUGCCAUCUUCUUUCGAAGACAAUCUCCAUACACAACGGAAGGGAAUUGAAUAUUUAGAUAGAGCCCAAGGAGCUGCGGUAAGAUGCCAAGCACCUGCACAAAAUGUCCAAUGGUCUGCAAAAUCAAUGGCCCUAGUUGACAACAUUCAUAACCCAGUUUUAACAGAGACCAUGAAAGUGAAUGCCGAGUUUAUGAAUUCCUCCCAGCCCAUUGAAUCACAUCACAUGGUAUAUGAGAAGUUCAUUACAGAUUAGGAUAUUUUUCUGUUUGCCAAAGGUAUCAACUAUAAACAAGGACUAAAUGUUGCAACACAAGACCUCCGUUGCAUCUUCAAUGACACAAUAGAAACUACUGUAACUCUAUUUGCACUCUGCACAAGAGAUCUUUAGGUGUGAGCAUCGAGAAGAAGAACAAGUGCUUCAUCAGUUGCUUGGAUACAAAAUCACUCUGUCAAUCCUUGGAAACCCUAUUCCUUCUGUUGUUUAUUAUGACAUCCCACCAUCUUAUGACAGACCUCUGCAGUAUGCUCAUGUUAGAACUGCAGAAAGCAAGAUGAAACUAUGUGCCUGCACCUUGGUGUUUAUCUCUGGACUCCGGCCCCUUCUCGCAGCGGAUCAACCUGGGUUCGCUCCAAUGGACGCAUACGCUGCCAGUUCAGUCGCCAAGUAUCCAGCAGCAGCAUCGCAGGGCCUGCAAUAUGUUCGGUUCAAGAUGGUUCCGUGUGGGCUAAAUUUACUGCAUACGCAUCCAUGAGCUUCAGGAAUGCUUACUCUUAUCUCAGGAGGGCCUCUUCAAGUUGGUUUUGUUGACACUCAAGGUCAAGCUUUCAUCGAUAUUUUGCAUCCUGGAGAUGUCACCAUAUUUUCGAGGGGGACACUGCAUUUUGAGCUUAAUGUUGGAACUGAAGAAGCUAAUUAUAUCUCUGCUCUCAACAGUCAAAAUCCUGGUGUUGUGACAAGCAGCAUGCCAAAAUUGAAGCUUCCAUUGAAAAGUGUGGCAACAGCUUUCAACAUCACCCAACAAGCUGUGAAGAAAUUAGAUUCAACGAUAUAUGCCAGUGAUUCCCACUCCCCCAAAAUAAAUGGCGUCCAUUGGGAACCAUAUGCACCGACCCGACAUAAUGUGAGCAGAUAUCCAUGGCCAUGGGCUAAGACACAGGAAGCAGAGUUUUCUCACUGUGCUUUCAUGGCCAGGGAAAAGUUCCAAUGGAUGAUGUAUACCGAUGUGGGUGAGUUUGUAUUAUCUGAUUCUUGGUUGAAUGAGCAGGUGGGUCCUGAGGACAAGGGCUUUCAGGAAGUAAAACCCAACUGCAAGGAUCUUACUUCAGGGGCUCUCUUGAACAUGGUUAUGAGUCUAAGUUCACAAGGAACAGCCUUCAAGAAUUUCCGAAUCUCAUAUCGGGCAACUUUCCUUCAAGCAUGGAUUGAGUUUAAGGUCAUGUUUAGGAGUCGAGUAUCUGCCUAUGUUAUGGAUUGGAGUGAGUCUAAAUAUUCUGCUUCUCAGGACAGAACACCUGGCCUUAGCAAUAAGGCCAUUCAGCCAGAUGAUUGGGAACAUAGAUUUUGUGAGGUGAUAGAUACUGCAUUGAAAGAUUUUGCAAUCAGGGUGUUUUGAAUCUUUUGAUUGAGUAAUUAGCGAACUUCCAAAUUAGAAUGGCAGUUAUAAAUCUAAUGUUUAAUGCUCAUAUACCUCAAAUUCUGUUUACUUGUAUAUAAUAACAAAUCGGUAUUUUAGGGGUGAUUCAUUGCACCAGGUUUAAACUUGACAAUUUGAACUUAAUGCCAAAGGCAAAGAGGGUAGAUCAAUCUGUUACAGCAUAAGCCGUAUUUGAAAUCAUAAAUUAAGUAAAAGAGCAUAACUGUACCAUGAUAUGUUUCACCAAGACAAGUCUUAUUUGAAAGCAUUUGGUGAAAAUAAAAGUGUUAAAUUU